AUGGCUUCGUCCGUCGUGAGGGCUACGGUGCGGGCCGUGAGUAAGAGGAAGAUCCAGGCUAUCCGCGCUGCCCUGACCCUGACCCCAUCAGCUGUUCAGAAGAUAAAACAGCUUCUUAAAGAUAAACCUGAGCAUGUAGGUGUGAAAGUAGGUGUUCGAACAAGAGGAUGCAAUGGACUUUCUUACACACUAGAAUAUACAAAGUCAAAAGGAGACUCUGAUGAAGAAGUAGUUCAAGAUGGAAUUAGAAUCUUUAUUGAGAAGAAAGCACAGCUGACACUUCUAGGAACUGAAAUGGACUAUGUGGAAGACAAACUGUCCAGUGAAUUUGUCUUCAAUAAUCCAAACAUCAAAGGAACAUGUGGCUGUGGAGAAAGCUUUAACAUUUGA
Messenger RNA from Cuculus canorus (common cuckoo), 390 nucleotides. RefSeq names its product iron-sulfur cluster assembly 1 homolog, mitochondrial-like. The transcript is spliced from 4 exons. The coding region runs from base 1 to 390 and encodes 129 amino acids. Gene Ontology annotation, biological process: iron-sulfur cluster assembly. NCBI's taxonomy places the organism in Eukaryota, Metazoa, Chordata, Aves, Cuculiformes, Cuculidae. The record is from RefSeq and is a predicted model, not a curated record. Gene Ontology annotation, cellular component: cytoplasm; mitochondrion. Gene Ontology annotation, molecular function: 2 iron, 2 sulfur cluster binding.